Molecule: messenger RNA, 714 nt
Organism: Cornus florida
Lineage: Eukaryota; Viridiplantae; Streptophyta; Magnoliopsida; Cornales; Cornaceae
Exons: 1
Coding region: 270-671 (133 amino acids)
Source: RefSeq, a predicted model, not a curated record
AAAACCCACUUCAAUUAUUAUUACUCGAAAACAACUAGUUUUUCCUCCCAAUCUUCGGGCUGAAAUCACAAGACAGUGGGCAGGGCUCAUCACUAAAAAGUGGGCAGAAAUAUGCAAAAUCCCUACUAUACCCCCCAACUCAUGAGUGAUUAGACUCAUUACAUUGGCACCACCUAAUUCACAAGGACAAAUCAGUAAUUCAAAACCAGAAACCAUUUGCUUCAGCCUCCGGUUUUUCAAUCGCUAGUUUCCAAUUUCGUCAUCACAGCAUGCUAUGCGUGUGUAUGUAUAACUAUAUAUAUAUAUUCUCAGUUCCUCUCAUCUCAUUCAUCAAAACACAAACUUUAGUACAAUCAAAAUACUAUAUUGAAGUCUUCAAAUUGUAUACUGAAGGAUCAAGAAAGAUGAGUUCAACGAGCAGAGCUUGGAUGGUGGCAGCUAGCAUUGCGGCGGUGGAGGCAUUGAAAGAUCAGGGAUUCUGUAGGUGGAACUACACGAUAAGAACCAUACACCAGCACGCCAAGACCAAUCUCAGGUCAUUCUCACAGGCCAAGAAGCUUUCUUCGUCAUCUUCCACCGUGAUUUCGAGCAGAGUGAGAGACCAGAAAGCAAAGCAGUCGGAGGAGUCACUCAGAAAUAUCAUGUACUUGAGCUGUUGGGGUCCCAAUUGAUGAAAGAAGAAUAAUUUUUUUUUUUUGUUGUAAAAUGUAAAUA